AUGAGGUCUGCAGGUCUUCCAGCAACGGGCACGCCAGACCCAGCUAGCCAGCAGAUUCCUAAUCAGCAUGUGUUAGACAGGGCUGACAGGGACCAAAAUUCACGCGAUCCAUCCUCUCUCGGAAGCAUUCGAAUUCUGGGAGAUCUCAGGAGAGAUGAGGGCAGAGUCUCGGAAGCAGAAGACCUUUUCCGAAGAGCAUUGGAUAUUUGCGAGGUUUCCUUUGGUCCGAAUGAUCCAGAAACCAGGAGAGCUCUCCUAGACCUAGCUUGGGUUCUAGAGACAGAGGCCAAAUAUUCAGAAGCAGAGAACCUCUGCCGAAAGGCACUUGCCGCAGAAGAAGCCGUACCGGAUUCAGUUAACCAGAAAAUACUAUUGGACACCAUUGGAAUCCUGGCACUGCUCCUCUGGAGACAGGAGAAGUACGCAGAGGCUGAAACGAUGAACAGACGGGCAGUAGAAAUUAGUAAGGUUCUUCAUGGGCCUGAAAGCUCAGCGACCUUACAUUACUAUUCAACCUUGUCAAGGGUGCUUGAAGAUUCUCAGAGAUUUCAAGAGGAAGAAACGAUUUUGAGGCAAGCCAGAGAUAUCACAGAGAGGCAACAUGGACCAGAACUGCCGGACCCCCUGCAAUGGACGAGAAGACUUGCGAGAAAUCUUCGGAUGCAGGGUCGAUAUGCUGAGGCGAUGGAUCUUUAUGGGACACUAAUAGGUCCUAGAACAAGCGCAAUCAGCCCCGAUCAAGAAAUAGAGACCCUGCACAUUCAGAAUGGAAUUGCCCAAGUACACCAGGGCCAGGGCCGGCAUAGCGAGGCGACCGAGUUGUGGAGUCAAGUGUUGUCGGAAAAGACUCGACUACUUGGGCCAGAACAUCCCUCUACCUUGGAGACCCUCACUGACUUGGCAUCGUCUUUGGUGCAUCAAGGGGAAUACAUAAGGGCAGAAGAGCUCCAUCGCCGUGCGUUAGAUGCAAGUUAUAGAGUUCUUGGGGCCGAUAACGAAGCAACGCUUGUGCGUGCAUACUACCUCGCUGGAGUCUUGCGACACCAAAAUAGGUACACCGAGGCUGAAACGAUGUACCGACGAGCCUUGGAGACGAGCCGCAGGAUAUUGGGAUCUAGGCAUCAGUUUACGGUAAACUGUGUCAAUUUUCUUGCGCAAAUGCUCCGAAGACAGGGAAACAAUGCAGAAGCAGGAGAAAUUCUACGCCAGCUUAUUCUAGGGAAUUUUGCAAAUUAA
This is a messenger RNA of Aspergillus terreus NIH2624, 1236 nucleotides long. RefSeq lists its product as uncharacterized. Gene Ontology annotation, biological process: microtubule-based movement. The coding region runs from base 1 to 1236 and encodes 411 amino acids. The record is from RefSeq and is a predicted model, not a curated record. Gene Ontology annotation, cellular component: cytoplasm; membrane-bounded organelle; kinesin complex. The transcript has 2 exons. Lineage: Eukaryota; Fungi; Ascomycota; Eurotiomycetes; Eurotiales; Aspergillaceae. Gene Ontology annotation, molecular function: kinesin binding.